Messenger RNA from Paramecium tetraurelia, 927 nucleotides. RefSeq lists its product as uncharacterized. The transcript has 5 exons. Gene Ontology annotation, molecular function: phosphoprotein phosphatase activity. The record is from RefSeq and is a predicted model, not a curated record. Lineage: Eukaryota; Ciliophora; Oligohymenophorea; Peniculida; Parameciidae.
AUGAAUAACAAUGACAUUAUAUAUUAGUAAUAGUAGGAGUAAAGAGAGAGAAAACCUUCGUUUUUAGAAUAGCUAUGUUCAUGCCUUUAUUUUUUUUAAAAGAAGGAUGUUAGGGCUAAUGAAAGAUAUUAAUUAGGAAUUGAUACUCCGAAAUCUCAUGCUAGAAAACUCUGUGUUUUAGAUUUAGAUGAAACAUUAGUACAUAGUUAAUUUAAAGGUGACAAUGGUUAUGAUUUUUUACUUGAUAUAAUUGUAUAAAGUCAAUUAUUUAAAGUAUUUGUUACAGUUAGACCAGGAGUAGAAACCUUUUUAGAAUAACUAAGUGAACAUUUUGACAUAGUAUUAUGGACUGCUAGCUUAAAAGAGUAUGCUGAUCCUGUUAUUGAUAUUAUUGAUCCCUAAAGAAGGAUUCAAACAAGACUUUAUAGAGAAAGCUGUACUCCAAUUAGAGGAGGACUGACCAAAAAUCUAAACAAAUUAGGAAGAAAUUUGAAAGAAGUGCUAAUAAUAGAUAAUUCCUAAAUGUCGUUUUUAUUUUAACCAGAGAAUGGCUUUUUAAUCAAAGAUUUUAUAUAGGAUAAAAAUGAUAAAGAGUUAGAUAUGUUGUUACCCUUCUUAAUUUGGCUUAGUCAACAAUCUGAUGUUCGACCUGUAUAAAAAUUAUGUUAGUAAUUUAUGUUGAAGAAUUAGCAUUCACGAAAAAUUUCGAAAAAAUAGAUUCUCUCAUAAUCUAUGGUUUUGAAUCAAGAUAACAUCUAAAAACAACUCGAAAUUCCAAGAACCCAUACUAUGAAUCAUCAGGACUUUGAAGAAAUAGAAUUGAGAUAAGAGGCUGGACUCAAUUCCCCUCAUGUUGAACUUAAAAUGUAGGAUUAGACAGAUGAUGAUGAAAGCAAAGAAACAUUUGAAAUCAGUAGUAAUUGUUGA